Molecule: messenger RNA, 5769 nt
Organism: Penicillium cosmopolitanum
Lineage: Eukaryota; Fungi; Ascomycota; Eurotiomycetes; Eurotiales; Aspergillaceae
Product: glutamate synthase (NADH)
Exons: 5
Coding region: 1-5769 (1922 amino acids)
Molecular function (GO): glutamate synthase activity; iron-sulfur cluster binding; oxidoreductase activity, acting on the CH-NH2 group of donors, NAD or NADP as acceptor
Source: RefSeq, a predicted model, not a curated record
AUGGGUCUUAACUUGGAGGAACUCUAUGGACCAGAUCUAAGUGAAGAGCAGCCUCCACAGGAGUAUUCGGAGUACCAGGCCAAACAAGGGUUUGGCUGGGCCAAUGCUCUCCCCGAAAAGCAGGGUCUCUAUGACCCCGAAUAUGAAAAAGAUGCCUGUGGUGUCGGUUUCGCUGCUCACAUCAAGGGCAAGCCGAGCCACAAAAUUGUUAGCGAUGCGCGCAACCUGCUGUGCAACAUGACCCACCGUGGAGCCGUUGGCUCGGAUGCGCGAGACGGUGAUGGUGCUGGUGUAAUGACCAGUAUCCCGCACAAGUUCUUCAUCAAGAACUUCGCUCGUGAGGUGGGCGUGGACCUUCCCCCACUCGGCCAAUAUGCUGUUGGCAACUUGUUCUUCAAGCCCGAUGAGGAGGCUCUCAAGCAAUCGACUGCCAGCUUCGAGGAAUUGGCGACCUCGCUCGGUCUGCGUGUGCUAGGCUGGCGUGAGGUUCCCAGCGAUUCGACCAUUCUCGGCCCAGCUGCGCUUUCUCGCGAGCCAAUUAUUAUGCAACCAUUUGUUGUACUCAAGUCUGCAUACGGCGAGGGCAGCAAGCCCGAAAUUACUGAUACCGAUAAGUUCGACGAGCGCACCUUCGAGUUACAGCUCUAUGUUCUGCGAAAGCGUGCCACUCAUGUUAUUGGGCAGGGUAACUGGUUUUAUCUCUGCUCGCUGAGCAACCGCAACAUCGUCUAUAAGGGCCAAUUAUCCCCAGUACAGGUUUAUCAAUAUUACCACGAUCUGGUCAAUGUGGACUACGAGGGCCACUUCGCCUUGGUUCACUCUCGAUUUUCCACCAACACUUUCCCCUCGUGGGACCGCGCCCAACCUCUGCGAUGGGCCGCUCACAACGGUGAAAUUAACACGCUGCGAGGAAAUAAAAAUUGGAUGCGCGCUCGUGAGGGUGUCCUUCGGUCUGAAGUUUUCGGUGAUGAGCUUGACCAGCUUUAUCCCAUUGUUGAAGAAGGUGGCUCGGAUUCCGCCGCAUUUGAUAAUGUUCUCGAACUACUGAUGAUCAACGGUGAUAAUCCAGCCAUGGACCCGUCCAAGUCUGCCUUUUACGAAUGGGCAGCUUGUCAAAUGGAGCCCUGGGAUGGUCCGGCUCUAUUCACUUUCUCGGAUGGCCGCUACUGCGGUGCUAACCUUGAUCGUAACGGUCUGCGUCCCUGCCGUUUCUAUGUUAUGGAUGAUGAUCGUAUCGUCUGCGCCUCGGAAGUUGGCGCCAUCGAUAUCGACCCCGAGCGCGUGGUUCAGAAGGGCCGUCUACAGCCUGGAAAGAUGUUAUUGGUUGACACUCAGGCUGGGCGAAUUAUUGAUGACGCCGAGCUGAAGCAAACCGUCGCGAACCGUCAUGACUUUACCAGCUGGCUGGAUAAGGAGCUCCUGAAGUUGCCUGCUAUUAACAAGCUGCUACUGGACAGCAAUGUCGACCUCUCCUUUGCUCUUGAUGACAACUCCGUGCAGAAUGACCCCCGUCUUCGGGCCUUCGGCUACUCCUUCGAGCAGGUCAGCCUGAUCCUUGGUCCUAUGGGUGCUGAUUCCAAAGAGGCGCUUGGCUCCAUGGGCAACGAUGCUCCCUUGGCUUGUAUUGCCCAGCAACCUCGCCUGCUCUACGAAUAUUUCCGCCAGCUCUUUGCUCAGGUCACCAACCCACCCAUUGACCCAAUUCGUGAAGCUGUAGUUAUGUCUUUGGAUUGCUACGUCGGGCCCCAGGGCAACCUUCUGGAGAUGGACCCCUCGCAAUGUCGCCGUCUGCUGUUGCCAUCUCCCAUUCUGACUAUCCCGGAGUUCAACGCCCUGAAGAAUAUUAAUCGCGCUCACAGCGAUUGGACCGUUCGCACCAUUGACAUCACAUUCGAUAAGAAGAAGGGCACUCCUGGCUACCUGGAUGCACUGGAUGCCAUCUGUGAUGCCACUACCGAAGCCAUUGAGAACGGUGACAAGGUUAUCGUUCUCUCUGACCGAGCUACCUCUGCGGAUCGUGUUCCUAUCUCUGCUUUACUGGCUACUGGUCUAGUUCACCAUCAUCUUGUUCGCAACAAGUGGCGUUCUCUGGCUGCUCUUGUCGUUGAGACUGCUGAGGCUCGUGAGGUGCACCACCACUGUGUACUCUUGGGUUACGGUGCCGAUGCGAUCAACCCUUACCUUGCUCUGGAGUGUAUCCUGAAGAUGAACCGGGAGAACUUGAUCCGAAAGGACCUCCCUGAUGAGAAGGUCAUCGAGAACUACAAGGCCUCUUGCGACGGUGGUAUCCUCAAGGUCAUGAGUAAGAUGGGUAUCUCCACUCUCCAAUCCUACAAGGGUGCCCAGAUUUUCGAAGCCCUCGGUAUUGACGACAGCGUCAUCGACCGCUGCUUCGCCGGCACUGCCAGCCGUAUCCGCGGUAUCACCUUUGACCUGAUCGCCCAAGAUGCGUUUGCCUUCCACGAGCGCGGAUACCCUUCGCGCGACAUCGUCGAGAUCCCUGGUCUUCCCGAAUCCGGCGAGUACCACUGGCGUGAUGGUGGCGAGGCCCACAUCAACGACCCCGUUAGCAUUGCCAACAUGCAAGAUGCUGUGCGCAGCAAGAACGACAAAUCUUACGAGGCCUACGCGAAGGCCGAGCACGAGCAAAUCAAGAACUGCACACUGCGCGGUAUGCUCGAGUUUGACUUUGAGCAGCGCACGCCUAUCCCCAUCGACCAGGUUGAGCCUUGGACCGAGAUUGUGCGCCGCUUCGUGACCGGUGCUAUGUCCUAUGGUUCUAUCUCAAUGGAGUCUCACUCAACCAUAGCCAUUGCCAUGAACCGUCUUGGCGGCAAGUCUAAUACUGGCGAGGGUGGUGAGGACCCGGAGCGCAGCAAGAGAAUGGAGAAUGGCGACACUAUGCGUUCCGCUAUCAAGCAGAUCGCGUCUGGCCGUUUCGGUGUCACAUCGCACUACCUGGCUGACGCCGAUGAGCUGCAGAUCAAGAUGGCCCAGGGUGCCAAGCCUGGUGAGGGUGGUGAACUGCCUGGUCAUAAGGUUGUUGGACCCAUCGCUCAUACUCGCCACUCCACGCCUGGAGUGGGUCUGAUUUCUCCUCCUCCGCAUCACGACAUCUACUCCAUUGAGGAUCUGAAGCAGCUUAUUUACGAUCUCAAGUGUUCGAACCCCCGAGCCCGUGUUUCUGUUAAGUUGGUGUCUGAGGUUGGCGUUGGUAUCGUCGCCUCGGGUGUCGCCAAGGCCAAGGCUGACCAUAUUCUCAUCUCUGGUCACGAUGGCGGUACUGGUGCCUCUCGCUGGACUGGUAUCAAGUAUGCUGGUCUUCCUUGGGAGUUGGGUCUUGCUGAGACCCAUCAGACCCUUGUUCUGAAUGAUCUCCGUGGUCGUGUUGUUGUUCAGACCGACGGUCAAAUCCGAACUGGACGCGACCUGGCGAUGGCAUGUCUUCUUGGAGCUGAGGAAUAUGGUUUCGCAACUACCCCCUUGAUCGCUAUGGGAUGUAUCAUGAUGCGAAAGUGCCACCUCAACACUUGCCCUGUCGGUAUCGCUACUCAGGAUCCUGAGCUACGCAAGAAGUUCAACGGCACACCCGAAAACGUCAUCAACUUUUUCUACUACGUCGCCAAUGAGAUGCGUGCUAUCAUGGCCAAGCUUGGUAUUCGCACCGUCAAUGAGAUGGUUGGACGUGCUGAGCUGCUCAAGGUCCGCGAUGACAUUCGCAACGCCAAGCAGGAGCGCGUUGAUCUCUCUCUCAUUCUCACCCCCGCCCAUUCUCUCCGUCCGGGUGUGGCUACAUACAAUGUUCGCAAGCAGGACCACCGUCUGCACACUCGUCUUGACAACAAGCUCAUUGCUGAGUCCGAGCUUGCCUUGGAGAAGGGCCUCCCUUGCCGAAUUGAGUGUGAUGUUGUCAACACUGAUCGUGCCAUGGGUGCUACUCUGUCAUACCAGAUCAGCAAACACUAUGGCGAGGCUGGUCUGCCCCAGGAUACUAUUCAUGCCAACAUCAAGGGAUCUGCUGGUCAAUCAUUCGGUGCUUACCUUGCCCCCGGUGUAACCCUCGAGCUUGAGGGUGAUGCCAACGAUUACGUUGGUAAGGGUCUAUCUGGUGGCCGUCUGAUCGUCUACCCACCUCGCGGAGCUGCCUUCAAGGCUGAGGAGAACGUCAUCGUCGGUAACACCUGUCUCUACGGUGCUACCCGUGGAACUGUUUACUUCCGUGGUGUCGCUGCCGAGCGCUUCGCCGUCCGUAACUCCGGAGCCACAGCUGUCGUCGAGGGUGUUGGUGACCACGGUUGCGAGUACAUGACUGGCGGUCGUGUACUGAUUCUCGGAUCUACUGGUCGUAACUUUGCUGCCGGUAUGUCCGGCGGUAUCGCUUACAUUCUGGAUAUGAAGCAAGACUUCCACUCAAAGGUCAACCUGGAGAUGGUUGCUGUUUCUGGCAUCGAGGAUCCUAAUGAGAUUGCCUUUGUCCGUGGCCUGAUUGAAGACCACCACCAUUACACUGGAUCCGAGCGAGCUGCGCGUAUCCUUCUCGAUUUCAACCGUGCCCUGCCUCGCUUUGUCAAGGUUCUGCCCGUGGACUACAAGCGUGUUAUGGACGAGGAGGCUGCUAAGGCUGCUGCGGCGAAGAAGGCCGAAUUCUCUCUUCCUCUACAUUCUAGCAAGCCUGCAGAGAAGCCCAAGCCUCAUGCCGAUGAGAAGAAGGCUGAAAUGCUGGAUAUCGAGGAUAGUAUCAGCGAUUCCAAGGCUGAGAAGAAGCGUUCUGCGCUGAUUCUCGACAAGACUCGCGGUUUCAUGAAGUACAGCCGUCGCUCGGAGAAGUAUCGCAACCCGACUACUCGCACUCGCGAUUGGGCUGAAUUGUCCAACCGUCUCAGCGAGGAUGAGCUCAAGUACCAAUCAGCCCGUUGUAUGGACUGCGGUGUUCCCUUCUGCCAGUCCGACACGGGUUGCCCCAUCUCUAACAUCAUUCCCAAGUGGAACGAGCUGGUCUUCCAGAACCAAUGGCAGGAUGCUCUCAACCGGCUGUUAAUGACCAACAACUUCCCCGAGUUCACUGGCCGUGUCUGUCCCGCUCCUUGCGAGGGUGCUUGUGUUUUGGGCAUCAAUGAAGAUCCCGUCGGUAUCAAGUCUAUCGAGUGUGCUAUCAUUGACCGAGGCUUCGAGAUGGGAUGGAUGGUCCCUCAACCUUCCAAGAUUCGCACCGGCAAGACCAUUGCCGUCAUUGGAUCCGGUCCCGCCGGCAUGGCUGCUGCCGAUCAACUCAAUCGUGCCGGACACUCUGUGACCGUCUACGAGCGUGCCGACCGCGUUGGCGGUCUUCUCAUGUACGGUAUUCCCAACAUGAAGCUUGACAAGAAGGUUGUCCAACGCCGUGUCGACCUCAUGGCAGCCGAGGGCAUCAAAUUCGUCACCAGCACUGCCGUCGGCCCGGACAGCGAUGUAUCUCUCCAGUCCCUCCGCUCCUCCAACGACGCCGUGAUCAUCGCCACUGGCGCUACCGUCGCCCGUGACCUCAAGGUUACUGGACGCGAACUCGACGGCGUUCACUUCGCCAUGCAAUUCCUGCACAAGAAUACAAAGUCUCUUCUCGACUCCGAGCUCGCUGAUGGCGAAUACAUCUCCGCAAAGGACAAGCAUGUCGUUGUCAUCGGCGGCGGUGACACCGGUAACGAUUGCAUCGGUACAUCCGUCCGCCACGGCGCUAAAUCAGUCACAAACUUCGAACUCCUCCCUCAACCUCCCCCCCGAGCGAGCCCGUGA